AUGCCACGACAGCCACUUUUGGAACAGGUGGUAAAUGUUACAGCGCAAGCCGCCAUUGAUCGAGAAAGCAACACGGGUUUCUCCAUCACACUUAGCAAAAUCAUGCCAUAUGACGACGAUGAUUUCAGAGUAUAUCUAGGACGUCCAUGGAGGAGCUAUGUUAGAGUCAUUGUUAUGCAUACCGAGUUGAGUAAAUUAGUUGACCCUAGGGAUUGGCUGGCUUGGAACAGCUCAACGGAUCCUCCUCCUCCAACGGUAACAUUGGGAGAAUACCAAAACUAUGGACCGGGUUCUGACGUGACUAAGAGGGUCAAUUGGAUUGGGUAUACUCCGAUAAUGACAGACGAGGAGGCGAAGAAGUUUACUAUUGAUGAGUUUCUGAACCAAAAAGGUUGGUUACAACAAACUUGUGUGCCUUACAACGGUUCGAUGUAG
Molecule: messenger RNA, 435 nt
Organism: Camelina sativa (false flax)
Lineage: Eukaryota; Viridiplantae; Streptophyta; Magnoliopsida; Brassicales; Brassicaceae
Source: RefSeq, a predicted model, not a curated record